AGUUCUGCCCUGCAACCGAACAGCAUCGCUCACGAUGGCUCUUCAGCGUACCACCUUCCUGCUCUUCUCGCUUGCCUUGUGCGUUUCUGCCCAAGAUCCAGUCCCUUGCCAGGACUGCCAGCAGCUCUACCUGGAGCACUACGCAGCGCGUAACUGUACGCCUGUGUUCGAUGACACAGUCUCUCUCUGCUGUCCUGCCAGCUUCAAUUGUAGUACAGGUCCGGCCGUGGUGAGGGAAGAUGAGGGCUGCCCCUACAGAGGGAAGGUUUACGCGGUGGGGGAAACUGUGCCAGUAACGAACCCUUGUGAUGCCGGCUGCUAUUGUCGCCCUGGCACCGAUGGCCAACUGCCUAAAGUUGAGUGUGCCGUGGUGGAAUGUCCUUCCCUGUUCAACCCUCGCAAGCCCUUCUGCCGCAACCUCUACAACAGCGAGCUUUGCUGCGAAGUCGGCGAAGAAUGCACAACUCCAGAGUUGCCAGUCGAUAAAGAACCAGCAACUGCUACCGGAGCGGAAACCACGCCUGCACCAGAAGGUACCACAACUCAAGCCAAGCCUGAGGCAAACAUCCGUUCAACAGCCUCAUGCACAGCUGAAGACAAGGAAUACAAGCUCGGGGAUAAGAUUUACUUCACGAACGAGUCGUGCCAGACCUGCGUCUGUACUGAGAAUUAUACUGAUGCUUUUGGACCUAACUGCACCACCAUCGACUGCGGCAUGGACUACAGGUAUGCGCAGCAGCUCCGCGACGGCUGCACGCCUAUAUACUUCAGAAAUCGCUGCUGCAGCAUUGACUGGAUUUGCCCAAACAGCGAGCGUGUGAAGCCUCUGGCCGACCAGCCUACGGAAUCAGAAGCAACAACGGGAUCGCACUGCAAACUAGGCGAUAUCGUGGUCCCUCGCAAUGCCUCUGCGCCCACGGACAACUGCAACCUAAACUGUCUGUGCGUGACGCCCCCAGACUUGACGUGCGUACAGUACCCCGACUGCGACGAAGCUGCCAAGGCUCUCGAAACGCGCAUAUUGCAAUAAAACGUUCGUUAAUUCAGGGACGUGAAGAUAUUCUUUGCUGAAUUAAUUCAAUGGACUGUUUUCAUCUGUGCUUUUUUUUGGAAGGGUGUUGUUAAGGUGAAUACAUAAUUCGUUUGUUUGAAUAUAACAACACAGUUAAUGGCAAUAUAGAUAUGAACCUAUUCGAUUAAAAUUAGGUACCUACUAUGAGACUUAAAUUGCAACCUAAUAAUAAGGUCGUCACCAGGUGAUGUCGUGCAUGCUCCUGCUAAAAAUUUUUAUAUACGUAUUGCAGCAUCAAGAGUCAAUAUAUAGCAUCGCAUUUAGUUACAAAUACUUGACCGGUGGUACAUUGAAUACAGUUAAUUUUAACUCCUUUAUUAAGGCUACAUUCCUUUAUUCGAAUUAAAUUCGUGACUCAUUAUGUAAAGUAUCCCGUAAUUAACGGGGAAAUAAAGAACCUCGGCAAUU
This is a messenger RNA of Hyalella azteca, 1480 nucleotides long. RefSeq names its product kielin/chordin-like protein. NCBI's taxonomy places the organism in Eukaryota, Metazoa, Arthropoda, Malacostraca, Amphipoda, Hyalellidae. The record is from RefSeq and is a predicted model, not a curated record. The transcript has 9 exons. Bases 35 to 1030 code for a protein of 331 amino acids.